This is a messenger RNA of Microplitis demolitor, 4566 nucleotides long. It is a transcript of the gene Nup160, whose product is annotated as nuclear pore complex protein Nup160 homolog. Gene Ontology annotation, cellular component: nuclear pore. The coding region runs from base 139 to 4374 and encodes 1411 amino acids. The transcript is spliced from 6 exons. Gene Ontology annotation, molecular function: structural constituent of nuclear pore. NCBI's taxonomy places the organism in Eukaryota, Metazoa, Arthropoda, Insecta, Hymenoptera, Braconidae. The record is from RefSeq and is a predicted model, not a curated record.
AGCAAAUCAACUGGUUUUUUUAACGACAGCCGUUGCCCGCUCAAAAUGUUGAAAAGUUAUUUUACUAAAACAUAAUUUAAUUAUUUAAAUUAAAAUAGUUAAUAAUUAACAAAAGUUACUAGAAUUUUUUUUAAAAAAAUGAUCGAGUUUCCACUUGGGUACCGCGAAGUCGUGCCCGAUCAAACCCAGCCUGAAAAAUGGAAGGAAAUUAUUUUGAACACCGGUGUAAGUCAAAGUACUCUCCAGGACAUAAAAGUACCAGAACGAGCCAGUGGUUAUUCUUAUCGUGACAACUACAAAUAUUACACACGAAACCGGUUCAUUUACUGGCGAAUAAGCCACGAUGUCUUGGAACUGGUGGAGCACAGCUUUGAUAUAAAUCUAAUAAACUGUAAAAUUCGUUAUAAAUUCACUGACACUCCGAUACUGGACGGUAUUUCUAUUCACGAGACAGCUAACUCGGUGAUAAUACUCGUGGCGACCGUAUCUAGUAUCCACAAACUGACGUUUCCGCAUCCGGAUAAAAUACACAAGCAGGAACACUUGCUGGCUUCACACCCAGACUUGACGAUCCAGUCGAUAUUCAGCGAAGCCUCUGCCCAAGUAGCCCGCGAUCCCCAUUCUUUCCACGUGAUAGCGAAUGUUGGGACGACGAACGCACCAGUACCACAUGCAGCUGCCUCAUGGCUGACUCUGCCCCAUGAGGAAGCGCUUUUUGCGCUGGCUUACAACACUGGCAGCAUUUUGCUGCUGAGACUCGACGCGGCCACGGGAUUGGUUCACACGAGCGAGCUCAAACAGGACUCAAUAGUCCCGAGAUUCUUGAGCGGGAUCGCCACGGCCUUCAGAGGUCGCAACACUGAAGGAAUGGUGGGAAUGUCGCUAGUUAUUCAUCCCUGUGGUGAUGACACCUACUUAUUUGCGCUCUGUCGUGAAGGAAACGUCAGAAUGUGGUCCUGCAACAAGGCCCAGUGCGUUGCAGUCACCGAGGUCGCUGCUGACAGUCAAGUUGCCCAGGGUGCUCAUGGUCAUAUGCUCAGAAAAAUUCUUGGAUCAAUGGACAACGAGCUGUACCUAGGAACGUACCUUAAGUUUAAUUACGGGUGCGAGUUUAGUAUUCUCAGACCUGUUCAGGACGCGGGUCUGUUUAAAUUUAUUCGCGUGUGCACACUAUUCCCACCGGACCAGCAUUUAGUUGACUUUUCAUUCACACCAACGCGGCUGUGGGCCGUCUGGAGAACGACUCACAUGGACGCGGUCGCGGUAACUCAUGCUCAGUUGCCUCUCAGUGGCGCGCAGGUCAGCUCUGAAUGGGAAACGGCGAUUCUGGAACCGAUUCCCGACCGCGAUUAUAUUAUGACAGACCCUGGUACUGAUCCUAGUCAGGCUUACCUGAGUUACAUCUUCCACCCGGGUCAGUUUUCUCUUGCGGACAUCACGAGAGCUCUAAAUAUUUACCGGCGGUCGAAUUUUAUGGCGGACAUGACGCUGUCGCCUGCGAUAUUGAAGGAACGAGUUUGCAUGGCCGUCGAAGCGGAAAUUCAAGCAGAAGUUAUGGACUACGAACUCACGGACGAAGAUUACUUGGAGAUCGCCAAUCGCUGCUGGUCGAAAUUUUACUCAUGUGUGAUACAGUACCACGUUAAUGGCAGCAGACCUGUUGGUUUACUCUUGCUGCCGACUGUCUAUGGAGUAGUGCUGCUAAAGAAAUCAUUUUUCUCACUUCUGCGACCGAUGGAGGCCCUCGAACACCUGAUGCUCUCCAACGAAAAGUCUUUCGCCUCCCGGUUCAAGACCACCCCGAUCUUAUCGCAAGAUGAAGACACUUGCCAGGACUUGAUUGAACUGAUGGAAACUCUGGUGAUGCUCGAAGAACAACUGUCUGAAGAAACAAAAGUUAAUUUCCAACGCGAGCUCUCUUACCUCAAGAGCCCGGACAUAAUCGUAGAGGAAUUAUUCUCAAGAUUUCUGACCGAACCAGACGACCCGAUGUCCGAGUACGACUUCCAAAUGGAGCUCUACCACAAACUAGAGAACAUCAGAGACGCAGCGAGUGCCAUGGCGAUGUUAAUAGAAGCCUUGACUUAUGAUCUCGGUCAGCCAGACAGACUCAAACUGGACCCCGAGCCCGAGACCUCGCGGAUGCUUCUCACCAUCAGCCAUCUCUUCGGAAGCCAACUCGGCGUCUCGACAGUUUCCGAGUCUGUAUCGCAAAUAAUAAAACUCCGCUUCAGCAUCUGCCGCAAUCUGUUGCUUCUCCAGCAGAUAAUUCUCGGUCGGCCGGAAAUAUUCGACUCCCGGAUACUCCACACGAUAAAAUCAUCACUGGCACCGCGUACAGUAAUCCUUACCCAGGCAUACUUUGUAGUAAAUUGGAUCUGCGAGUCGACGGUGAACUCUCAGUCGCGACCAACCCUCCUGGAGACCAGUAUGCAGCGACUCCAAACCUUGAAAUUAAAUGAAACCCGCGCAAUAACAGCAGUCAGCAGACAUCAGCGAUCUACGUCACUACUUGAGCUGUUCAUCCAGAGUUCUGGCGCAAAACACGCCUACAUACUGAUGGCAAACAACAUGGAACUCGACGCGACGACUCUCAUCCCCUGGCACUUCGGGAUGCUGACCCACGUGAAUCUGAUCGCCCAACUGGUCUGGCCUAUUUGCGGGAACUUUGUCUUCCCCGAGUGGCUCCUGUCCAGCUGCCAGUUCAUUCUCGUCCAAGACUACGUCCGCUUGCUGAGCACCUGGUGCGAGUGGAACAGCGCCUCGCGUAAAUUUAUACUCGCAGUCUCUCUUUUGGAGCUCGGAGAAACCAGCAAAGCUUGCGACCAGUUCCUCCGUGCUUCCGGUGGCAUUCUCACGGACAAUUUCCUCGUGAGCAUUCUCCUCGACGCACCCGACGACUCCAGCGACGCGCUCGUUCAGUACUUCCUCAAAGUGAUAGAACUCUUCGAGCAACAUGGACCCUCUAAAUAUAUAAUCGAGCUCGCCGAAACCGCCAUCACCAUCGCAGAGAAGGACAACCCAAACCUAGCGACCCUCCACUCCAUAAUAUUCACCCAGCACCUCCAGCUUGGACACCAUAAAGAAGCUUACCACUGUUUGAAUUCAAACCCCGACGCCGCAAGACGUUCUGAUUGUCUGAGACAGCUGGUGGUCACUCUGUUCGAGCGGAAAAAAUUAAUAGACCUAGUUUCUUUUCCUUACGUCGACAUGUACGAGGAACUAGAGAGAAUAGUCGUCGGCAGAGCUCGCAGCGUCGAUUUAAUGGAAAACAAUUACUACAAUUUCCUGUACAGCUUUCACAUCGAGAAGAACAACAUCAGAAAAGCCGCAUCUGUAAUGUAUGAGCAGGCGAUGCGCCUCAGCCAGGAAUCCCACUCAGUCCCGAUAAUAACUCGGCAAGCUCAGUGUCUGCUCGCUUGCAUCAACGCUCUGAACCUGGUCAACGAGAAUUACAGGUGGAUCGUGAAGCCGGUCGUCGACCAGACUUACCCAGACGAAGCGAACCCCAAGAAGAAGCGGAGCAUCGGCGGCAAAGAAGUUCUGCAUUACAAGAUUAAAAAAAUGGUCGAGGUUUUGGAGCUCAAGGACAUACAGAACGAGUACUAUUUAGUGGACGCGAGGCUGAAGCUCUCCAAAUUCAAAUCCGAGCUGCACACCAUCGCCCAAGCUGGGGCCGCUGAGCUGAUUGUUAUUCUGUCGAGCGUCGGCCUGUACACGGUGGCGCUUAAUUUGUGUGACAAGUUCAAUAUUGGCAAGGCUCCCGUACUGGAGAAUCUUGCGGCACAGAGCUUGAGACUGAGCGAGCACGAGGACCCGAAUGCCUGGGACUGGCUGGUACUCAACGACGUCUUUGAUAUCACGGGCUACGGCUCCAAUAUCACUGACAUCGCGUGGCGGUUGCUGGAGAAGUUGACUAUUGGACACGAGAAGAAGGACAGCAGCGAGCUGCACAAAGCCGUGGCCAAGAAGAUUCUCCAACACGAAGCGUUUUUGCCUCAAUGGCUGAUUGCUUCUUACAAAAAACGCAAUGCAGCAGAGUUACUGAGACUUGUCCUCAACUCCGGGCGGCUAUUAGAGGCAACAGAUCUGGCUGUGGACUACAUAAACGCCGUUUUGGGUGAAGGGAAAGAGCACUUUGGACUAGAGACUCCACUAGUUAUGUCCGGACCAGCAGUUUGGUUGCCUUUCAAUACAUUAGAAGUUUUAUUGUCGGAACUUGAACAUGCUAGCAAAGAAGACCAUACUUAUAUUGAGAGCUACGAGCAUUUGAACAAUAAGUUGGAGUGUUACAUUGACACUGUGGUCCGUGUGUCGAAUGACAUGGUCAGAUUUAAAGUUCAAUCCAGUUAUAACACGUUUAAAAACUCGUAGUCCAUAGAGCGAGUGGUCCCGACACCUGAUUCAAAUUUUUUACUGUCAGCUCAACCAGUAGACAAAAAUAGAAAUAAUUAUAAUAAUAAUAAAUUCAAUUGAUAUACUCGUUAAGACUUACGCCAAUUAGAAUAAUAAUUAAAGUAAAUAAAUAAUAAAUGUUAUAUAAUUAAGUGACAGUCGAUAUUUAAU